This is a messenger RNA of Rotaria sp. Silwood1, 738 nucleotides long. The record is from the annotation of a GenBank genome assembly. Lineage: Eukaryota; Metazoa; Rotifera; Eurotatoria; Philodinida; Philodinidae.
AUGGGUGAUAAGAAUGGACAAGUAGUAGCUGGUGGCAAUGGCCAAGGAAAUCGAUUGGAUCAAUUGAGUUAUCCAACCAAUGUGUUGAUCGACAAAGAGACGGAUAGUCUCAUUAUAUGUGAUUACGAGAAUGGACGAGUCGUACGAUGGUCUCGUCGUAGUGGUACAACUCAAGGAGAAAUCCUCAUCGACAACAUCGAUUGUUGGGGAUUGACCAUGGAUGAUCAGAGAUAUCUCUACAUCUCUGACCACGACAAAGAUGAAGUAAGACGAUAUCACAUAGGAGACAAGAAUGGAACUAUCGUGGCUGGUGGCAAUGGCGAAGGUGCUGGUCUCAAUCAACUCAACCAUCCGACCUACAUCUUUCUCGAUCAACAACAGACUGUUUACGUGUCAGACUUCCAUAAUCAUCGUGUAAUGAAAUGGAAUAAAGAUGCAAAAGAAGGAAUUGUCGUCGCUGGAGGUCAAGGCCAAGGGAAUACUCUGACACAAUUGUCGUAUCCUCAAGGACUGUUCGUCGAUAUAUUGGGUACCAUCUAUGUGGCAGACUGGGGAAAUCAUCGAGUGAUGCGUUGGUCUAAAGGAGCGAAACAGGGCACUAUUAUUGUGGGUGGAAAUGGUCAAGGAGCAGGAGCUAAUCAGUUUUACUGUCUCCAAGGUUUGUCCUUCGAUCUUCAUGGCAAUCUCUAUGUCGCCGAUCAUGGGAAUAAUCGUGUUCAACGCUUUUCAAUCGAAUAG